Liolophura sinensis is the source of this 1040-nucleotide messenger RNA. RefSeq lists its product as uncharacterized. The record is from RefSeq and is a predicted model, not a curated record. Bases 63 to 680 code for a protein of 205 amino acids. The transcript has 6 exons. NCBI's taxonomy places the organism in Eukaryota, Metazoa, Mollusca, Polyplacophora, Chitonida, Chitonidae.
CUCGUGUAGUGUAGGUCUCUCAACAGUACUAGAGCCGUUUUUGACACAUUACAAAGAGAAAGAUGUCCAGCCUAUACCUGUCUCAAAGUCGACUCAUGGAGAAAAACAGGACAACGUACGGCCAUAUGAACCACUGGAUGAAUAUGCCGGGACGGGCACUGCCCUCUAACGCCCCAGUCACACUGUCGGACGGAACAUGGCGCAGAAUACCGACGAUGGACCAAGCGAACAACUUCCGGUCUGUAUACGACAGCACACCCGAGGAGAGGUUCAACAAGAACUACCAGGAGAUGACACAGAGGAUAGCAUACCGACACCCCAACCCAGGCAUGCCCAGAUCACGGCAGGGACGUAUCGGAGGCAGUUGGCGGCACAUCAAAGAGGUCCUGGGACAUGGUGGAAGUCAGAUUUGUUUUGUUGAUGGCCUAGUGCGGAUGUACGAUAGUACCAAGUUUAACCAGGCCUUGUCGGAAGAGGCCCCAUCACGACCCCAUAUUACACCCAUUGUGCCACCCAGGACCCCAAGAUGUACCUACAACCGAUACGACAUCUCUGAUCACCAGGGUCGAGUGCAGACCCACAGAGCCUACGAGUAUGAGCACUGCCUGCCUCAGAUCCCACAGUCCGCCAGAUAUCCACAGAAGGGGGAUAAAUACCAAGGUUUCUUCAAACUGAAGUGAUCAUUCUCGUUCCCCACCGAUACAGUAUUAUGUAUGUGCCUGUAUCUACACCGCAGGAUGGACGCGGAGGGUUACAACUCGACCAUCUGAUUGUUUGCUGUAUUACCCAGCUUUGUGAGCCUUUCCUUGGCCUCUCGACGAGCCCGUCCUUGGCCUCUUCGUGAGUCUUUCCUUGUCCUCUCCGUGAGCCCCUUGCCCUCUCCGUGAGCACUUCCUUGCCCUCUCCGUGAGCCCUUCCUUGUCCUCUCCGUGAGCCCUUCCUUGUCCUUUCCAUGAGCGCUUCUUUGUCCUCUCCGUGAGCCCUUCCUUGUCCUCUCUGUGAGCCCUUCCUUGCCCUCUCCGGAAACCCUUCCUUGACCU